This is a messenger RNA of Capsicum annuum, 2037 nucleotides long. Its product is annotated as heat shock factor protein HSF8. Gene Ontology annotation, cellular component: nucleus. Gene Ontology annotation, biological process: regulation of transcription by RNA polymerase II. Lineage: Eukaryota; Viridiplantae; Streptophyta; Magnoliopsida; Solanales; Solanaceae. Gene Ontology annotation, molecular function: RNA polymerase II cis-regulatory region sequence-specific DNA binding; DNA-binding transcription factor activity. The record is from RefSeq and is a predicted model, not a curated record.
UUUUUCUAGCAUUAUAUUUUGAUUUAGCUCACGCCCAUUAUUUUUACUUUAGCUAAAAUAGGAAGUGGGCAUCAAGUCACUUCACUUGCACAAUGACGGUCGUCAACACACUCUUAUUUCUUUCCCUUUUCUCUCCCAAUGGUACACCGUACAUAUAUAUAUACGCUUCUGCGUCCCUCGCCGCUCAAACAACUUUCUCUCUCCUCUACAUACCCAAUCGUCCUUCUCUCUCUAAAAAUUUCCUUUUCUUUUCCUUCCAAUUUCCCCUUCUAAAUAUUCUCAUUCAAAUUUUCUCCAUUACCAAUGGGUUCUGCUUCAAUGGAGGACGCCGGAGAAGCCUCUCCGGCACCAGAACCUUCGCCGGCGGCGGCGCCGAUGAGUAGCUCAAAUGCGCCACCACCUUUCUUAAUGAAGACUUACGAUAUGGUGGAUGAUCCGAGUACUGAUAAAAUCGUUUCGUGGAGUUCUACUGAUAAUAGUUUCGUGGUUUGGGAUCCUCCGGAAUUCGCCAGGGAAUUAUUGCCAAUGUAUUUCAAGCACAAUAACUUCUCCAGCUUUGUUCGUCAGUUGAACACUUAUGGCUUUAGAAAGGUUGGUUCAGACCUCUGGAAAUUUUCUAAUGAUGGAUUCAUAAGAGGUCAGAAGCAUCUGCUUAGAAAUAUUAGUAGGCGCAAGCCUGCUCAUGGACAGAGUCAGCAGCAGCAACUUCAUGGUCAGAGUGCGUCGGUUGGGGUUUGUGUGGAGGUUGGAAAGUUUGGUCUUGAAGAAGAGGUUGAGAGGCUGAAAAGGGACAAGAAUGUGCUUAUGCUGGAGCUGGUUAAGCUGAGACAACAUCAGCAGAAUACCGAUAAUCAGAUGCAAACCGUGGUGCAGAGCCUUCAUAUUAUGGAGCAGCGACAGCAACAGAUGAUGUCGUUCCUGGCAAAAGCUGUUAACAGCCCUGGAUUCUUGGCACAGUUUGUACAGCAGCAAAAUGAAAGCAAUAAACACAUGAUAGAACGCAGCAAGAAACGCAGGAUUGGACAAGAUAAUCCUUCAGGUGAUCUUUCUGUUAGCCCUGCUGAUGGACAACUUGUGAAGUACCAACCUGUAAUGAAAGAGGCAGCGAAAGCAAUGCUCAGGCAGAUAACGAAAUUAGAUUCUUCUCCCAGGUUAGAGAGUCUCAGCAACAGUCCUGAAAGUUUACUGAUUGGUGAUGGUUCACCCCAAUGUAAAUCAUUAGACGGUGGAAGUAACAAUCAAAUUUCAGGAGUCACUCUUCAAGAAGUUCCACCCGCUUCUCCCCAGCCAUUUGCCAGUGCAACUUCAGCUGUGGCAGGACAAAGUUCAUUUUCUGCCAACAUUCAAUUUUCAGAAAGCAGUUCACCGGUUGGAGCUCAAGAUCCCCCUGUUUUACUGUCUCCAUCAGAUAUGAUUAUGCCUGAGCCCUCACAGUUCCAAGAAAUUGUGCCUGAAAACAAUAUGGAUAUUAAUGGAUCACAGACGGGCAUUGAUUCUUUCAUGGAUUCCAUAUUGGGGAGAAAUGGAAAAUUGCCAUCAGAAAUUGAUACUUUUUCUCCAGACCUUCAAACCGAGUGGCAGAGUACUUUGAUGGACGAUAUAGGAGAACUUCCUAGUGUGGGUGAUCCCUUCUGGGAAAAGUUUCUUCAAAACCUAUUCCCCACUGAGACAGAGGAGAUGGAUUCGCUUGAAGUAGAAGAUAUUGAGAGUACUGAAACUAAGCCACUAGAAAAUGGACGGGACAAUGUCCAGCACAUGGAAGAUCUUACUGAGCAUGGAGCAACUAACAUCAAACAGUAAAAAAGUAUGAUUGGUCACCAAAGAAAAUGUAUGAGGUAAUCUAGAAAUCUCAUCUCUUAGAGGUCGUUUGGUAGAGCGUAUAAGAAUAUUGCAAAAUUCCCUUCUAGAGGGUGUGGUGAGGUCGGGGCAGAUCAAUCCAUGGUCGUUAAACUCUGCUCUAAUACAGUAUGCAAUAAUAGCUUGCUAAUCAACAGGAUUGAUAUAUUAGGCAUUCGGAUAUCAAAGUUCUCCUGCCAA